Messenger RNA from Capsicum annuum, 702 nucleotides. RefSeq names its product probable NAD(P)H dehydrogenase (quinone) FQR1-like 1. The coding region runs from base 1 to 702 and encodes 233 amino acids. NCBI's taxonomy places the organism in Eukaryota, Viridiplantae, Streptophyta, Magnoliopsida, Solanales, Solanaceae. The record is from RefSeq and is a predicted model, not a curated record. Gene Ontology annotation, molecular function: oxidoreductase activity. The transcript has 4 exons.
AUGUGUAUGGAGAAAACUCUGUUCGGAGCGCUGCUACGGCCCUGCAACGCGCGAUCCGAAUUAGUCGGGGCUCGAGUACGUCCAUCGGACACCGGAUGGGAAACCACAAAUAGUACUAAUUUGGUGCCAGAGACUCUUUCAGAAGAGAUUCUUGCAAAGAUGGGUGCACCUCAGAAAGGUGAUGCACCAAUCAUUGAACCAAAUGAUCUUGUUGAGGCCGAUGGAUUUAUCUUUGGUUUUCCAACAAGAUUUGGGAUGAUGCCUGCUCAAUUUAAUGCCUUUCUUGAUGCAACUGGCGGUCUUUGGCAAGCUCAGAAACUAGCAGGCAAACCGGCAGGCAUUUUCUAUAGCACUGGUUCUCAAGGAGGCGGUCAAGAAACUACUGUCAAUGGAACAAUUUCUCUGUUAAAGAAUUGUUCAAGUCAUCCAAGAACAUUGUCUAGCUUAGGAAUUGGCUUUACAAAACCAACAAUCCAUAGAGUUGAGCUGUGUAGCGCCCUGACAAUUGGCAAAUCAACAAUUUCUUCUACUAAUGGCAAUACAUCGCCAGUUCAACUAGCCGAUCAGAAUCAUCCAACAAGUGGUAAUUCACGUCCAACCAUACGAAAGUAUGCAGAGAUGGUUGACAGCUAUUACACAACUUGUUCAUCAUGGAUUGAUCUUUGUUCCAAUUGGCUACACGUUUGGAGCUGGGAUGUUUGA